AAUCGGACUCUAACGAUCAAUUAUCAACUGAACGAGCGAGAUUUAUGACCGAACCAUGGCAAACAACUGCUCCUACACUCCACUGGCAAAUGAAAUGCUGGAAAAUCUUUUAGAGGACAACCCUCAGAUGCUACCGAUCUUAAUCACAUGUAGUAUCAUCACAUUGAUAGAAGUGAUUCUAUUCUUCGAAGCUUGGCUGUGGGUGUUAAGGUAUAUACCCUAUAGUGAUCGACGAACAAGUAUUGUCUGGCUUAUAGGCAUCUAUCCGGUUUUCUGUGCAACAUGUUUACUCGGUCUUUACAUCCCAAGGGCAGCUGGAUUAUGUACUCUCACUGGAACAGCUUUUUUCGCCGUCUGCCUUUACCAGUUCAUCACCUUGAUUGUUGACUAUUUCGGUGGUCUCGAUGCCAUGAUCAUUACCAUGAAUGGAACAAGGUUUUCUCUCGCUAGACCACCACUGUUAUGUCUGUUCCAGUGCUUACCAAAAUUCGAAAUGACAAGGAGAAACUACCGUAUAUUGGAGACGUGUGUUCUACAGACUGCUAUCAUUAGACCUGUUAUUCUCUUCAUCACGGAGGUACUCAAAAUCGAUGGCUCACUCAAUGAAAACCCGGACGUCGCCGCGACUACCACGCUCAUAUUAAACUGCAUCACACUAGUAUCGGCCAUCUUUGCUGUCUCAGCCCUCAUCGUUUUCUUCUCUGCCAGUAAAAACUUUCUGAAACCAUACAGAAUCCAAAUCAAGUUUCUGUGUGUGCAGACGGCUCUCAUUCUCAGCAACGUCCAAUCCGUUCUCCUCAUCAUCCUCACUCGAUUCGACGUCAUCAAGUGCAAUAAACCGUUCGACACGCCCGACAGGGGAUACCAGUGGCAUUGUUUCCUCCUGACCGUAGAGAGUGCCAUCAUGUUCAUACCAACCCUUCUAAUAUUCCGCACUACCAAUGGAAAUGUUACCCGAAUCAGACGCGUUCGUCCAAGCACGUUCUCCGGUAUGAUGCCAAGCGAUGGGAUACCAAAUGAAAAUGCUCCUUUACUACAUCCUAAAGAUCGUUCGAAAUCGUUCGGUGUGGUCAAGGAGUUAUGACGUCAAAAGAACGUUAAGAAAGCUAAGAAAAUUAAGAAGAUGGAAGAGAGGGGAAUCUAUUUCUACGGAGAUAUUUGAUAGUAGAAGUCUUGAAUGAAACAAUGAUUUCUGUGACGUUACAUGUAUAUCGCGUGUUCAAUAUCGGGCGUUUGGUAGAGAAACAGUACCUUUGAUGUUAGGCAUCUUCACAAUCUGCAAAACUACAUUAUUUCCGGGCUUUCUCAUAAACCUUGUUAUCAUUAACAAGUUGCAAUAACUGUUACAAGCUACUGUAAUCGUGGCGAC
Molecule: messenger RNA, 1369 nt
Organism: Strongylocentrotus purpuratus (purple sea urchin)
Lineage: Eukaryota; Metazoa; Echinodermata; Echinoidea; Camarodonta; Strongylocentrotidae
Product: organic solute transporter subunit alpha
Exons: 7
Coding region: 56-1084 (342 amino acids)
Biological process (GO): transport
Molecular function (GO): transporter activity
Source: RefSeq, a predicted model, not a curated record